AUGAACUUGGUCUUGCCAACUCGACUAAUUGAUGUUGGCAAUAUCGACGACAAUAUGGUGAGACUGGUGGAUGUCAAGAAGUGCUCAGACGGACACGAAUUCACUUACCUCAUUCUCUCCUAUUGUUGGGGAACUGGCAAUGAAACAUCGAAGACUACAGAAGUUAAACUUGAAGCACGACUGGAGGGCUUCGAGGUGUCGGAACUUGCCAAAACUAUUCAAGACGCUAUCCUUUUGACACGAACGAUGGGAUAUCGCUACCUCUGGGUCGACGCAAUCUGCAUCAUUCAGGGAUCACGUGGCGACUUUCAGUCAGAGUCGUCGAGAAUGGGAGAUUACUACUCAAAUGCUGAAUGCUGCAUAUCUGCAUCAGCAGCGAGCGAUAGUUCAGAGGGAUUUCUUAGGCCACGCCCUAUAGUAAGAUAUCCCACAGAGACCUUUGCCCUCAGGAUUGCGAACGACUCCGGGGAUGGUCCUAAACAUUUCGUAUUCAGAGACAACAAUAAUAGCCCAAUCUUCAUAAAAGCUUUGCUUGACUCGUCCUUGACUCAACGCGGAUGGUGCUUGCAAGAGACGGCGCUGUCGAAGCGAAUACUACAUUGGACUUUGCAAGGACUUUACCUCGAAUGCUCAAAUUCUCUUUUCCUUGAGGGUUCAAAGAUCCCGUGGGAUAGAUCCUGGGAUAACGAAGCCAUGCCUCGAACGAUCCUGGCUAGACCGAACAAUGAUCAUUUGGUCACACACGGAUGGUGUCAACUUGUUUCUAUUUUCUCUGAAACAGAUCUGACGUAUGAGACCGAUCGCCUAUACGCCAUUCAUGGUAUUGCAUCCCUAUUGGUUGAGCGACUGAAGAUCGAAUACUUCAACGGACACUUCCGAUUUGGGCUGGCCCAUGGUCUGCUAUGGUAUCACGGAAACACCAAACACUCAAGUUUCCACUACAUGAGAGAUGAGAAGCCCGUGGAAGUCAGUCUUCCGUCGUGGUGCUGGGCGUUUGCGUGUCCAGUUCAACAUGAGAGGAUCCGCCAGAAGCCAAUCUUCAUCCAUGAUGAUCACCCAAAACGACUUCGACAGUGGCCCACUCGUCCUGGAGACACAAGUACAGUAGUGAGCCCCGUAUCUAAGUUAUACAUCAGAGCCCCUAUCAUCCAACUUGUCAUCGGGAGAAAAGACCUUGGGUACAUGGUAGAUGAGUCUUCGGGUCAGCAAGUUAAUUUCGAGUGUUCGUUUUUUUUGGAUCGAGAGCGCGACGUGUUGAAAAAGAUGUUUCACCAUGGAAUGGGAGAAGAAGAAAGUGUGCUGUGGAUGCCUGUAGGCAAGCAAUUGCAUCAUGAUACCAACGCAGUGGUGGGCCUAUUGAUAUACGAGGUGUCAGGCGAAGACAAAGGAACAUACCGCCGAUGUGGGGUAUUGACUUAUGUUGAUUUUGCAAAUGAAGAGCUCCUCAUGGAUCUCAAGGAAAUAACCUUAGUGUAA
Fusarium venenatum is the source of this 1476-nucleotide messenger RNA. RefSeq names its product heterokaryon incompatibility protein-domain-containing protein. NCBI's taxonomy places the organism in Eukaryota, Fungi, Ascomycota, Sordariomycetes, Hypocreales, Nectriaceae. The record is from RefSeq and is a predicted model, not a curated record.